Equus caballus (horse) is the source of this 816-nucleotide messenger RNA. RefSeq names its product putative protein T-ENOL (gene CDIPTOS). NCBI's taxonomy places the organism in Eukaryota, Metazoa, Chordata, Mammalia, Perissodactyla, Equidae. The record is from RefSeq and is a predicted model, not a curated record.
GGGACCUGAGGGCGGUGGAGGAGAGGCAGGAGGAGCGAACGCGACGUGCUGGGAAAAUGCCCCUCCCCCGCCCCCGCCCCCGGUUCUGGAAUCCCUAAUAUCCUGGCAACCGGGCUUCGGAACCUCCGCAGACACCAAAGUCUUUAUAGCAAAGGGUAGCUCUGCCGCCCCGGGUCCCCGUCUUUCCACCCUUCCUCCCCAACUCCAGCUCCCCGUCCCCCGCGACCAACUGAGGUUCCUUGGACCUCCUCGUCUUCCCUCCUGCCGAGUAGCCCAAGAUUUCAACCCGUUUACCAGGGGAAUGGCAUGCACUCCUACCAGGAAUGAGGAGAACAAAGGCAGCGGGCUGUCCCAAGCUGCAACCUCCUUGGGUGGAGGUCCGGUUUCAUUAUCCCGCUCUGAGGAACUCCUGACCCGGAUCAGCACAGAACUCACUAAUGAGGCCUUGUUUAUCGCUGGCUACCACAUGAACCCUGUACCCACCAAAGGAAAACAGACACAAGACCGGGGGACUCAGAUAUCCAACCACGUGUUCUUCACCAAGACCCGAGGCACUGAUACCCACUCCGACAGAAACCGAACCCGUACCAAGGCACACCUCCUGCCAUCCCCUUGUGACAAGAACAUGCCUCAAAGCUCCUCUUUCACAACUCAUUGAACACUUUGGUUUGACGGGGACUCCUAGUCAUGAGCACCAUCACCUCUGAAGCCUCCGAAGUGUUCUGGAACCAUCACUCCGCUCUCAGCUGGCAAGGACACCACCAGAAAUCCAAGGCUUUAAUAAAGAGGCAGAGAUCCCUUCCUCCUCCCAACCCA